AGGGAAAGAGGCCUGCAGCUGAGUCCGUUGCCUUGUCGUGUUGGAGGGAUCGCAGCACCGACUGGCUGGCUGACACGCCUCGGCGGGUGGGUUACUCCGGCGAAGAGUCGACGAGGAGAUGGAGCAGAACACGAAGGGAGCGUGUGCGAGGUCGAUGUUUGGCAGUAGUCGUACCAGGUUGGUGGAGAUGGGAAGCAAGCCAGACUAGUCGGUAGUCGUGCGUGUGUGUGCGUCGAGGCAGGCCCCCCCUCGCUCGACUGGUCCAUGUCAAUCGAUGGUCGGCCCGCUGCCGCGCCUCGCUGCUCGACACUCCUCUCAACGCUCAGCUCGGAGCCUCGUCGUCAAGGCGUCUCCUCUCGUGCCGCCCGCCUCCCCGCUCCGCCCUGUCUCUCCCCGCCAAGUGCGCCCACGUCUCAGGGCGCUGGCGGGGCGAUUUUCCCGAGCUGUGAGCGCUCAGCUCACUCACGCCGCCGCCGACGACGCCUUAUCCUCAAGCCGAGCCGGUCAUCAAGCUCGUCGACACCUUCAGGCGUGCUCACGAUACCAUCGUCAGUAUCACAGCUUCUUGCACAUGCCGAGCAUCGUGAACAACACGCGCCAGUUGCAUGCUUGCUGCGCGUAACAGCCCCAAGCCCAGUGCUGAGCCGGCUGCACAAUCACGCGGCCCGGCGCCGUCAAACGCAGAUUCACGAUCUGGUCAUUGUGUCCAAGGAGCAUGCAUUGCGAGAUCCAAGAUAGCAGCGAGCAACAUGGUUCGCACAAGCUCUCUGCUCAGACUUCGCCCUCCCCGGCAAGGCUCUCAC
Jaminaea rosea is the source of this 803-nucleotide messenger RNA. RefSeq lists its product as hypothetical. The transcript has a single exon. The record is from RefSeq and is a predicted model, not a curated record. Bases 265 to 738 code for a protein of 157 amino acids. Lineage: Eukaryota; Fungi; Basidiomycota; Exobasidiomycetes; Microstromatales.